AAUAUCGUCUGUUUCCUGCUAACUGUCGUGAAGGUUCAAAUACCGAUGUCAUGUCUCGGAAAUGCUCCCGCAGGGGCGAAUGGCAACCUUAAAACAAGACAUAUGAGGUCCUCCGACGUCGAUCGCUGCGACCGACAGCCGUGAACCGUGACACAGCCCAGCUCUCGAGCAUCUGCACCUGAUUCGAUACAUCGCUCCCGUUGCAUAUAUUGGCUGUGUACCGUAUUCAUGCUCAUGACAUCUUCCAGCGUUCUACCAUGGCCAUAACCCAAACCCGAUCGUAAACAAACAUGCCGCAGCACGUAAUCCGGACCUGAGCGUAAAGAUUCCGCAUCUGCGCAUCGACAACGGCAACGUCGGACCUCCUUUCUCAUUUUCUCAACUUCUCACUGCAGUCAUACUACUACUUGCAACUUGGCAUACUACAUCAUCAGUGUUGAGAUAGAUAUCCACUAUCACUCCUCUUGGGAGUACUAGGCAGGGUGGACAGGAUGAAAUCGCCACUUCGGUCACCGACAAAUCUCCUCCUCUGCUGCAUCAUCCUCCUCACCUCGACCGUCCUCCUCGUGCAUUUCACCGCCCGACCACACUAUGCGGACUAUAUCCCCGAUUUCAUCUCUCGACCAAGCGACCAUGAUACCACUGCCCUUGUUGCCGAGGGACCGAGAUUACCUGACGAAUACAAACGCUAUUACCCGACCUUGACCUUGCCCGCGGCAUUGCUCGUCCACCCGGAACUCUACUCGAAGCUGUACGAUUUCCUCUCCCGCCCCGCGCUCGACUGGUACGCAGCGAAAGAUCUCAACGAGGCGAAGUGCCCUAGGGAUCUCAGCGACAGGUUGGUCAACCCCGACCAACUGAACGGGGAUGGGGAUUUCUGGAGGAACGACGUGACCCCCGAGGUGAUCCGGCAGAAACGGGUGGACCUCGUCGAUCAUCUCGCCGGGCUGGUCUCGAGGGGGGAGACGGUCGUUUGGAAGACCGAAAAGUUGGAACAGGAAGAGUUGGAUGCCGUCAACGAGGACCUGGGCAUCAACUUCGAGCGGAAAGAAGCGGUCAGUGAUGGAAAGAUCGACGAUCAGGACCACGAUGCCAAGCGAAACCUCGGACCCGAGCGAUCACGAUCAGGAUCACGAUCAAAACGUGGUCCUAUCCCGACUGCGAACCGUCAAGGAAGAGGGAUCGUCACUACCGGUGGAAAUGCCGAUACCACCGCGCGUUUGAUAACCCUCCUCCGUUUCCUACGACACGAAUACAACGUCAACCUUCCCAUCGAGAUCUGGACCUUUCCCGGCGAACUGCCCCCUUCGUCCCCGCAGUACAAAGAGAUCACCUCUGAGGCACUCGGAGGACAAGUCUUUGAGAUCCCCCCGAGUUACGGACUCACCAAGGACGAAGGCGCCUGGAAGAACUUUCAAAUCAAAGGGCUCGCCAUCGCCCUGUCCAACUUUAAAGAGCUCAUCUACCUGGACAGCGACAACAUUCCUCUACGGGACCCGACUUAUCUCUUCGAUACGCCGUCAUACACGGCAACAGGGAGUGGGAAAGCCGUCUUCUGGCCUGAUCUGAGUAAAGAUCACGUAGACAACGCCGUGUGGAGGAUCAUGGGGGUGCCUUGUGAUCUGGACGACUUCACCUUUGAGAGCGGGCAGAUCGUCAUCGACAAGGCCGGGAAUAACGGGUUGAACAUGGCAGCGCUACAUCUGGCGGCUUAUAUGCAACACGAGAAGGAUUUCUGGUUCAGGUUGUGCGGGGGGGACAAAGACACUUUCCGAUGGGCGUUUGUCGCGUUAGGUCUUCCGUUCACAAGGGCGUCCCGAUGGGCCACUUGUCUGGGUCAGAUGCACGGCGAUCGGUUCUGCGGGCACUCGAUCUUGCAAUACGAACUCGAUCCGCCUGCAGAAGAGACCCGACAACGUCCGUUGUUCGUACACUCCAACUUGCUCAAACAUAUCAGUGGAGUCAGGCAGGGAAGCACAUUUACCCAUAUCAAACGUAUGAACAUGGACGAAUACUCUGAGCCGACGCUAAAUCAGGCUCACAUGUGGGUCUAUUGGGACAAUGCUCGCGGGAUGUGUACCGACCUAGAACUUCGAGACGAGGGUGCGGGCCUUACCGAGGCUGAAAAGAAGACUCAGACUGUACUCUCAAGACGCGUCGACGAGAUGCACGGCAAGCCGCUGGAGGGCUUCGAAGACACCUUUUUCAGACAAGGAGGUCGAGCCGGAGGUUGGCGGAAACGAGACAAGUACCGGAUACCAACCUGAAUCAUCGACGUGAAAUAGAUAGAUAGAUGUGCGAGCUUUCUAUA
Filobasidium floriforme is the source of this 2311-nucleotide messenger RNA. RefSeq names its product mannosyltransferase putative-domain-containing protein. Bases 492 to 2267 code for a protein of 591 amino acids. Gene Ontology annotation, molecular function: alpha-1,2-mannosyltransferase activity. Gene Ontology annotation, biological process: mannan biosynthetic process. NCBI's taxonomy places the organism in Eukaryota, Fungi, Basidiomycota, Tremellomycetes, Filobasidiales, Filobasidiaceae. The transcript has 7 exons. The record is from RefSeq and is a predicted model, not a curated record. Gene Ontology annotation, cellular component: Golgi apparatus.